GAGUUGUCUUGUCCUGUGCGUGGGCCAGUUGUUGGGUUGGUGGCCUCCACCCUCCACCUCCGUUUUGUUUUGUUUUCAUCCAUCCUUAAUCAAAGCAGCAGCAGCCGCCACCAACGCUCUCGGCGGUUAUUUCCACAUUUCCCACCCUCCUCCCUCUCUCGUUUUCUCCGCCCUUCUCUUCAUCUUCUCUUCGCACUUCUUCCCUUUAUUAAUCUCUCCUCUCCCAGUUCUGUAUUUCUGCACUCCUACUCUUACAUAGACACGGUUAACAACCCCCCCCCCCCCCCCUCUCUUCCCAACCCCAGGAAGGAAAAAAAACAAUCUGUCAAUCACCAUCACUUAGGAAUCUAGCAAUGGCUUCAGCUUUCUCUGCAACCAAAAUCAUACAACCCUUACCCCUCAACACCACCCUUACCAGAUCUCCCGAGAAUGCUCUCUUUCAUCCUCGCAAAACCACCCCUUCCUCUUUUCUCGGAACAACCCACAAGCUCCGUCUCCACGAACCCAAUUCAGCUCGCUUCGCGAAACGUCGAUCCGCCACUGUGGUGGCCGUCUCCGAUGUCGUCAAGGAAAAGAAGCUCAAAUCCAACACCUCCCUCUCUAAUCUGCUCAUUACUAAAGAAGAAGGCUUGGAACUCUAUGAGGACAUGGUUUUGGGCAGAGGCUUCGAAGACAUGUGUGCCCAGAUGUAUUACAGGGGCAAAAUGUUUGGAUUCGUCCAUUUAUACAAUGGCCAAGAAGCCGUCUCCACUGGGUUCAUCAAGCUCUUGAAGAAGGAAGAUUGCGUGGUCAGCACGUACCGCGAUCACGUUCACGCUUUGAGCAAAGGGGUGCCUGCUCGUGCCGUGAUGAGCGAGCUCUUCGGCAAGACCACUGGCUGUUGCCGAGGCCAAGGUGGGUCUAUGCAUAUGUUCUCCAAAGAGCACAACCUUCUUGGGGGUUUUGCAUUUAUUGGGGAAGGAAUCCCGGUGGCUACCGGGGCGGCCUUCACUAGUAAGUACAGGAGGGAGGUCUUGAAAGAGGCUGAUUGUGACCAUGUGACUUUGGCUUUUUUUGGAGAUGGCACUUGCAACAAUGGGCAGUUCUUUGAGUGCUUGAACAUGGCUGCAUUGUGGAAAUUGCCAAUUGUGUUUGUUGUGGAGAACAAUUUGUGGGCUAUUGGGAUGUCCCAUUUGAGGGCCACGUCUGAUCCGGAGAUUUAUAAGAAGGGUCCGGCGUUUGGGAUGCCUGGGGUUCAUGUUGAUGGGAUGGAUGUCUUGAAGGUAAGGGAGGUGGCUAAGGAGGCUAUUUCCAGGGCUAGGAGAGGAGAUGGCCCAACUUUGGUUGAAUGUGAGACUUACAGGUUUAGAGGACACUCUUUGGCUGAUCCCGAUGAGCUGCGUGACCCUGCUGAGAAGGCUCACUAUGCUGCUCGAGAUCCCAUCACAGGUUUGAAGAAUUACAUGAUUGAAAACAAUCUGGCCAGUGAAGCAGAAUUAAAGGCCAUAGUGAAGAAGAUAGAGGAGUUGGUUGAGAAUGCUGUUGAGUUUGCAGAUGAGAGCCCUGCUCCAUCUCGUAGCCAGCUUCUGGAGAAUGUAUUUGCAGAUCCAAGAGGUUUUGGAAUUGGAGCUGAUGGUAGGUAUAGAUGCGAGGAUCCCAAGUUUACCGAAGGCACUGCUCAUGUCUAACCCCUGAAGACCGGUUGUCCAUUGACACUUAGAGCUGGUUUCCAAUACUUCAAGGAGGGAUGCAUGGUUCCGUUUUAUCUAUUAGUUGGUGCGCACGUGCGUUGCACGUGGACUAUUAUCAUAUUAAUUUUUUUUUUUUUAAUUAAUGGUAAAGAUUGUUAACUGUCUUUUUUUUUUU
Ilex paraguariensis (yerba mate) is the source of this 1845-nucleotide messenger RNA. The record is from the annotation of a GenBank genome assembly. Lineage: Eukaryota; Viridiplantae; Streptophyta; Magnoliopsida; Aquifoliales; Aquifoliaceae.